Messenger RNA from Musa acuminata subsp. malaccensis (wild Malaysian banana), 3529 nucleotides. Lineage: Eukaryota; Viridiplantae; Streptophyta; Magnoliopsida; Zingiberales; Musaceae. The record is from RefSeq and is a predicted model, not a curated record.
CUGCAAUAUUAGUGCGUUCUUACACCUUUUGUUAUGUGCAUUUUAUAUUUCAUCUUGAUAAGUUCUAUUAAGUUUAUGAUAAUCCUUUUUGUCUUGCUUUUUGGCACCUUCACUUAUGCUCUGUUCUUAAUGUGGCACCAUCACUCUAGUACGGUUGAUUUUCUCCCCCAUCUUCUUAGGAGUUUUCCUUAGUUCAGUUGUUGCCUUAGAGGGAAGGCCAUAUCAAAUAAAUCAUAAGCUUGAACAGGUGAGGAUUUAUUUUUCCUAUGCUAGAAGAAAAUGUAUAAUUUUAAAUCAUACACUUUCCCAUGCCUUUAUGAGUAUGAUGUUUGUAGGAGUGGUUUUCAGUAGUGCUAGCAAACUGGCAAUUGUGGAUACCAUUUCAGUUCCUUAACUUCCAGUUUGUUCCUCAAAAGUUUCAGGUGUGAUAAAUCCCUCUCUCGGCUAUGUAAUUCUUAAACACCUGAAAGAAGUUGUGACUUGUCUAAAGCAGCCAAUAAAUCCACUUUUGACUUCGCGUGUCACUAUAUUAGGAUAAAUAUCUUCCAUUAACUUGACAAUUCCAUAAAUCCAGUGUUAACUGGAACUUAUCAAAUGUGACAUAGCACUUUUUUAUUCCCAUGAAUAUGUAAUUUUCUUUCGCUUUCUUUGUUUAUUUUAAAUUUGCUUCUUCCCAGGUUCUAGCUGCAGACAUUGCAGCGCUUGCAUGGAAUGUGAUGCUCUCAUUUGAAGCUCAUAAAGAAAUUGUGCUGAAAUAGUGCUACAGGUGAGUCAACAUUUACUUGCACCGAAUUCAGCCACCACUCGGAUGUCUUCUGGUAUGCGGCAACUUCAAGCACAAGGAUGUGCGACCCAUUUGGCCAGUUUUGGUCAGUUCAUAGUUUUAGAUGAAACAAGGUCUAUGUUUGACUGAUGAAGAAGCUGGGACUGCUUCCUGGGAGGGUUCAUCAGCCAUUGGAAGUCUUAUGGAAUAAUCUCGAAGGAAAUCAAGAUUUAACGAUUGAGGGUAGCAUGCCCUUGUAGCUAAAUAAGCAAAUAUCUCACCAAUGCGCUCCAGGAGAACAAGUUGGAUAUCUGCUUGUUAUCAUCCAUUCUUUGUUGGUGUAGUAUGCUUCCUGUUUAUAGUGUACAAGCUUUUUCCUUCUCUAUUUUCUCUUCUUUUAAAUUCUUCCCCUGUCAUUGCUUGCACAACUCUCCUUCUUGGAAUCUUUCUGAGUUAUGGUGAACCGAAUGUUCCUGAGAACAAAAAAGAUCAUAUUAAUAUGACUCAAACGAGUUCGUCGCUGAAGAUUGAGCCAGUUGCAAAUGAUCUUGGGUGCAAGAAUGAGGAAAACUUCAAAGUGGAGGCUCAUCUGGGAGGAAGAAGAGGAAAAGCAACUAAGAGAACGACCAUCAAAACAAUUGCUUCGGGUGAUAGAAGACUUAGUGCAGCUAGCAGAGCUGUUAAGGAAGAUGAGGUCAAUCAAAUGGAUGCGACUUCUGUCGAUUCUAAUUCUUUUGUUGAGGAAGAUCACAGUAAGAGUAACUUCAUUGAAGAAAAAGGAUAUCACAUAGGAAAUCUAGCUGAAGGUUUGCAGAAUGUGAAAGAACAUAUUGGUCGUGUAAUUGCUUUGAGUUUCACAGUUCUCAGUGCAAAAGCAAAUAGAACUAAAUUGGACCCUUCUGAUCCAUGUUUGGAUUCACAAUGGCAUGACGACCACCGGGAUGAUUCUUCAGAUUCCAAAUCUAACGGGAAAGAGAUGUCUAACUCUCAUGCGACAAAUGGUGUCUCUGUUCUUGAUGAACUUGAUCUGCUUUUAGACUCUGAAACUUCUCAAGCUGACCUGGUUUCCAAGGACAAUGCUGAUGAUGGUUCUGUAUCAUUCUCACAGAACCAUGUAUCGGAAGAUGGCAGCGGGGAGGAGGAAGCAGAAACUCAGGAUGACGAUGAUGAUGAAGAGGCACAGGAGGAGACAGAUGAUGGAAAUAAAGCUGCUGUAACAUGGACUGCAGAUGAUCAGAGGACUCUCAUGGAGCUGGGUAACACUGAACUCGAAAGGAAUCUUCGGUUAGAGAUUUUAAUUGCCAAACGAAAAGCUAGCAAGGCAAUGGAAAAAAAUCUAAUAGACUUGGAUGAUAAUAUGGAUGAGAUAUUGCAAUCUCACGGUCAUCUUCCAUCAGUUAAUGCACCAAGAAGGAACCCGUUCGAUCUCCCUGAUGUUUUAGAUGAAUCUGUUCCAGGUUCAGCUCCUUCUGUUCUCCUACCAAGACGAAAUCCAUUUGAUCUUCCUUACGAGCAGGUGGAUGAUGAGGAGAAUUCGAGCCAUAAAGAAUUUGUUGCAGUUCCACAACAUGAUAUACCGUUGAGAAGGCAUGAAAGCUUCACCGUUGGUGCUUCAUUCUUUAGUGACUUCAAUCAAGAGAAACGUUCUUCAAGGUUUAUGCCUUAUUUUGGUGCAGAGGAGAUGGAUUUUGCUGAUCCACAGAGAAAAUUAAGAGAAAUUAGUGAUUCAAAUGUGAAAUCUACUUUAAAAUCUGAUACAGUUUCUUCGGUUACCGAUCAAGAACAUCCAAAAGACUUGCAUCGAUUGACUGGAUCUCCCAUUACGAAUAGUGCAGGAUCUGCUGAAAAUGACAGUCAAGUAGAGAGUCAGAUGAAGAUGAAUGAUGAUCAUACAAAUAAUUUGAAUCAUAGCAUAAUGAUGGAACAAACUCAUCAAGCCACUGAAAAUAUUGGAGCUGUCGAAUAUAACACCAAGGAAGGGUCAGAAUCAAGGUCACCCAUUUCAUAUGCUGUGAGGUCUGAAGUGACCAAGGAGGAUUGCGAGUCGAGCUCCACUUCUUCAUCGGAAGCAGAAAAGAAUACCUCCAGAAUAAGCACUCACGAACAAAUAUCUAACCAGGAACAAAUAACUAGUGGUUCCUCGAAGGACUCCAUGGUUUCAGCUAAAUCAGUUGCUACAGAUUCUGACACCGGGAAUGUGAAAGCAGAUCAUGUUCAUGAUGGUCAUGUUGUGGAACCUCUUUAUGAUUCUAGUCCAACACAAACGGAGAAGUCACACUCAAAUUCUGCACUUGAUGAGGCUCCCUACAUUGCAGCAGAAAGAAAUGUUCCACCAAGUAGUGAUGCACCAUCUGCCAAUGGAUUUAUCUGGUUUGCAUCUCCGAGUCUAGCAUCAGUAGACGAGAAUGAAGCAGCAUCAAGGGAGAUAUCAGUAAUCAAGGAGCUUGAUGUUAUCGGAGAUGAAGCCAGAGUUCGGAAAGACUCUGGUCGUCCACUUUGGCGUAUUUUGCCAUCGCCAGCAGCCAGGAAGAGAACGCUUCACUCAAGCUUGUCUGCCGUGGAGAUUCAAUCAAAUGAAGGUAGUUAAAAACUUGAAACCAACAAGAGAGUAUCUGCAAAUAAAUUCAUCUUAUUCAACUUCAUGUCAUGCAAAUAUAGAAGAUUAGAACGACCAUAUGUGCUUUCAAAAAGUCAACUGUCAUUUUCUUGUUGAUUUCGUUAAAUCUCAAGGCAAUUGUAAAUUUGUAUCAUUUUUUUUCUUGGUUA